UCUACACUCGUUGUUGGACGAAGUAGAAGUUCGCAGGGAUUUUUCUAUCUUAAGCGCAGCAGGGGAAUAAAACAUGGCAAAUAACUCUGCACAGCCUCCUUAUCUUCACUUGGCGGAACUGACGGCAACCCAGUUCCUCGACAUCUGGAAACAUUUUGAUGCUGACGGCAAUGGCUACAUUGAGGGCAAGGAGCUUGAAAACUUUAUCACUCAGCUGGAGGUUGCACGGAAAGGAGCAGGUGUGGACCCAUCAAAUGCAUCUUUCAGAGACAAGAUUGCAGAGUUCAUGCAGAAAUUCGACAAGAACAAUGAUGGGAGGAUUGAGCUGUCAGAGCUGGCCCAGAUUCUGCCAACAGAGGAGAACUUCCUGCUUUGCUUCAGACAGUUUUUGGGCUCCAGCUCUGAGUUUAUGGCGGCCUGGAGAAGGUAUGACACAGACCGCAGUGGCUUCAUUGAAGCAAAUGAACUCAAGAGCUUUCUCUCAGACCUUCUGAAAAAGGUCAACAGGCAAUAUGAAGACCAGAAAUUGCAGGAAUACACACAGACAAUUCUCAAAAUGUUUGAUCUGAAUGGAGACGGGAAGCUGGGACUCUCUGAAAUGGCAAGGCUUCUGCCAGUUCAGGAAAAUUUUUUGCUGAAGUUCCAGGGUGUCAAGCUGACCAGUGACCAGUUCAACAGCAUCUUCACAUAUUAUGACAAGGAUGGAAAUGGGUACAUUGAUGAGAUGGAGUUGGACUAUCUCCUGAAGGACCUCUAUCAGGGUGCUAAUGCCCAGGACCUAGCUGGCUAUAAAAAAAGCAUCAUGGCCUUGUCAGAUGGGGGUAAACUGUACCGCACAGAACUGGAAGUUGUACUGUGCCGGGAGCCCAUUAUACUGUGAUUGUACUGUGCUGCAAGCCCUGAAUCACAUUUCUCUUUCUGCUGCCUGACUACUGUAACCUUGUGCAUGUGCCAGGCACUGCCCCUUUACUUUAUGUGUGUUUUCAUUGAUGUGCACUACAAAGCACAAAAAAAUUAUUUUCUAUCACACUACCUAAAUCCCUUCUGCUUGACAACAAACUGUCCAGCCAUGGUUUUGACCUCUGCUGAAUUUUAAUACUAUGUUAUAUUAAUACUAUGAAUAUGUGUGUAAUGCUAUUAUUUACUAAUUCAACUGUUUAUUAAUCCAUAUUUUCAUUUAUUUAAUUGGAUCCCUGUGCAUCCCCUGGAAAUCUUUCAGGUUUUCUAUUUUCUCUUUGGUUUGAAUAUUAAUUUUAUUUCAUUUUCAGCUCUUUUGGGUUUCUGUUUUCUUUCUUUGGCUGAUACUGUUAGACAAUGUUACUGACAGAAUUAAUAAAAGACUAAGUUGUGUGAAGAA
Tachysurus vachellii is the source of this 1357-nucleotide messenger RNA. RefSeq names its product calbindin 2a (gene calb2a). Gene Ontology annotation, molecular function: calcium ion binding. The coding region runs from base 74 to 880 and encodes 268 amino acids. Lineage: Eukaryota; Metazoa; Chordata; Actinopteri; Siluriformes; Bagridae. Gene Ontology annotation, biological process: regulation of presynaptic cytosolic calcium ion concentration; regulation of long-term synaptic potentiation. The transcript has 11 exons. The record is from RefSeq and is a predicted model, not a curated record. Gene Ontology annotation, cellular component: cytosol; dendrite; nucleus.